Molecule: messenger RNA, 426 nt
Organism: Arctia plantaginis
Lineage: Eukaryota; Metazoa; Arthropoda; Insecta; Lepidoptera; Erebidae
Source: the annotation of a GenBank genome assembly
AUGCAAGAAACAGCUGACGAUGUUAAAACGAUGGCUACAAAAACGAUUGCAAGUGCUACUGUAAGGGCUGUAAAGAAACGAGUGCUACCAUCAAGGACUGCACUUGUCUUAACAUCAAAUGCGGUGAAUAAAGUAAAGGAAAUAAUGUCCAAAGAAGAAGCUAAGGGUUUUAUAGGUUUAAAAGUUGGUGUGCGACAAAGAGGAUGUAAUGGUUUAUCGUACACACUAGACUAUGCGAAGAGUAAGGAAAAAUUAGACGAAGAAGUUAAACAGGAUGGUGUAACAAUAAUUAUAGACAAAAAGGCUCAGUUAACUCUGCUAGGUACUGAAAUGGACUUUGUAGAAAAUAAACUAUCAGCUGAAUUUGUCUUCAACAAUCCCAAUAUUAAAGGAACAUGUGGCUGUGGAGAAUCCUUUAGCAUAUAG